This is a messenger RNA of Ylistrum balloti, 4009 nucleotides long. Its product is annotated as monocarboxylate transporter 12-like. Gene Ontology annotation, biological process: transmembrane transport; monocarboxylic acid transport. NCBI's taxonomy places the organism in Eukaryota, Metazoa, Mollusca, Bivalvia, Pectinida, Pectinidae. The record is from RefSeq and is a predicted model, not a curated record. Gene Ontology annotation, molecular function: monocarboxylic acid transmembrane transporter activity.
AUGGUUCAAUCCGACUCGCAGCCGAAGUUAAGGAUGGGAUAUAAGAACGAGAAUUCAGAAGAAACCGAGAAUGACGAUAUCAUUAAGCCACCUGACGGAGGAUGGGGCUGGUUUGUUGUGCUUGGUGCUUUUAUUAUCAAUGUGAUUACCGACGGUUGCUCUUACUCGUUUGGAGUACUGUUUACGAACCUUAUUGAGUACUUCGAAGAAAGCAGAAGUAAGACAGCAUGGAUCGGUUCAGUCUUUUGUGCAGUUCCUCUACUCUGUGGACCUUUAGCCAGUUUUGUAACGAACAGAAUUGGCUAUAGAAAAGCCACUAUACUCGGAGGUGUAAUAACUACAGCCGGUUUUGUUUGUAGUUGUUUCGUGAAUUCAAUAGAAUCUCUAUGCAUUACAUAUGGAGCUAUUGCAGGCCUCGGUAUAUCGCUUCCGUACCUCAACUCUAUUGUCGUCGUGGCAGAGUACUUUGAAAACAAACGUGCUCUGGUGACCGGCCUGUCCGAGUGUGGUGCUGGCAUAGGUACGUUGCUAUUUGCACCGAUGUUGGAGCGUUUGAUCUCAGAGUAUGGAUGGAGAGGAGCGGUUCUUAUAAUGGGGGGACUAGCGGGAAACAUUGUUGUUUGUGGGGCACUCUUUAGACCACUUCGUGUCGUAGAUUCCGACCAAAAGACAUUGCCAAGUAGUCAAGAGCCAUUCAUUACAAACAAUUCACUGGAUCGGUAUUCCAGUGGUACCCCAACAGAAUUUAAGGUUUUAAGGGCAACAAGGGGAGAUAUUCCCGAAUGUAGUGAUUGGACAUCAGAUUCAGCCUCAAGUUGUUCAUGUGAACGAGAGUCUUCACAUGACGAUAAUGUAUGCAGAACAAGUCAGCUAUCAAUAAAAGUUGUUAACUUACCGGAGAAUCCAUCAUUGAUAGGAGGAAGCAUUGCUUCCUUACCUCAAGUGAUACGUGCAUCCAAGAGUUGCCCCGAGGUCCGGGAAAACAUCAAACUUAAGUACCAAACCAAGUCAAAGAUUGCUUGUCCUAAGUCGAUCGUCGAUUUGAGUGUUCUAGGAAAUCCAGCUUUUCUUAUUUUUGCAUUUUCCAACUUCAUUUUAUAUUUCUGGUAUGACGUCCCAUACGUGUUUACAGUGGACAGAGCCAAAGAGAUGGGUAUUAACAAGAGGGAUGCCUCUUUAAUGGUAGCCAUCAUAGGCAUUCUACAUACUAUAGGUAACAUACUGUACGGCUAUCUGGGCGAUAGACAGUGGAUGAACAGAUCUUAUUUAUAUUGUGUAUCAAUGAUUCUUUGUGGUGCUACCUUGGCCAUUGUUCCAGUUUUCACGACGUUCGUUCCGUCGACUAUCGUCGCUGGUAUGUUCGGACUAUUGUCUGCUGCAGCGGAGGCCCUGUGCUCUGUCAUCAUCGUGGACAUACUAGGUAUAGACAAACUCACUGAUGCCUUUGGUAUUAUGAUGUUUCUGCAGGGCACAGCAAACCUGAUGGGACCACCGUUUGCAGGGUGGCUUUAUGAUGUCUACAGAACCUAUGACAAGACAUUCUGGUCGGCCGGAAUUUGUAUCAUUGUGGCUGGCUGUGUCUUUGUCGUUGUACCAAUGUGGAAGCGGUGCAGAAAGUCGAAAUUUUUCAUAUUUUUAUGAACAGAACUGUACGAUAUAUCAAUUUUGCAGUAAUUGUCUUGCCAAAUCCAUAUUUAUAUAUCAUUAUGUCGCUGGCGAUGCUAUAUUUUUGCUUGGUUCAGUAAAUAUAAAUGAACCAGUGUUCACAUUCCAUAACCAGUUAUCAAUAUGUUUUAUGUAAAUGAUGAGUAAUGCUUGUAGUUUCGGAUAGAUAACGAAUUUAGGAGUGAUUGAGUCAAACAUAUCGAAGUAAUGUUUCACACGAAAGUGAUACCAAGUAUAGGUUUGUCAAUGUCAGGCAUGCAUGAGUAUCAUAAUGUCCUUGGGAAGAAAGUACACCUAUCACAAUACCUGAUCUAUUUAUCAAUCACACUUUCCGUUAUCAGUGGCUUAAUUCAUAAUAAAUCUAGGUAGAUAUUAUAAAAAAUACUGUAUAGUAAUGUAACACUAGUAUAUGCCAAAACCAAACUACCGCGCGGUCAGAGAGAACUUGUUUUAAAUACGACAGAGGUUCGGUCCUAGCGGAAACAUUGUAACAACAAUUUCAGCUACAUUAUAUUAAUUUUGCAUUUAUACAGAAGUAAAUAUCGUAACAUAGUGUAAGUAAAUUGUGCUAGCGUACUUUUUAUGUUUGCUUGCAAAGCUUAGUCAUUAACAACGAUUACUAAUUAAUAUGUAAUUUCGGCGUUAUUGUAGGAUUUGGUCAAUUUCAUGUUAUUUUACAAUGAGGUUUUAUAUGUUUCAAUUCAACUUUAGCAAAUAUAUUACCAAUUUUGGAGUUGUUUUAUGAAAAUACAUGAAAAAAUAUGGAGUUGCUUUAUAUAUGCUGUUUUUCUAUGUAACUAAGGUAAGAUUUGUCACACAAUGUAGGCCAUGUUGCUUUGGUAUGUUAUAGAAAAAUAAAAGAUCACGGUAAAUACAAACAUUUUUGACAUGUAAUACCAGGUCAGAUUCAUAGAUGAUAGAUGUAUUGUGAUUUCACUCGCAGUGGAAUGAAGGGUAUAAUGUGCAUUGUGUAAAUGUACAAAGGAUUGAUGUGUACGAGUUUAUUUUAGAAAAAGACUCAGUGUGCGCUUCCCUCCAAGCCUACAAGGGUGAUUGAUAUAUGCUAUGAACUGGUUAAUAGUAUAAGUCAAACAUAUUGUGUUUUCUACACUCUGUAAAUCGGUGCUCCAGUAACACGAAGAGUCCAGCCUUUAAGUAAGGCUAGGUCAUGAAGUACAUGUCGGUCUACUCGUUCCUCAGAUCGUUUGUGGACGAUGAUUUAUUGGUCUUUAUUUAUUCACUGAAAUACUCCGUUUUAAAUGCACAAUCUACAAACAUGGUUGUCUUGGGUUAAAGUAGAUAAGGCACUGACUGUUAUUAGAAAUUUAAAGAAAUAAAUCAAUUGUUGUCUGUUAACUUGGAUCUCCUAACUCUGGCCAAGUAUCUAUAUUUUAUGUAAUAAAGAUCACAAGCUGGUACUUCAUUUCAAGUUGUAAUCUAGUUUUAUAUAACACACAAUCAUUUUAAAGGUAAGUACACAGCUAUUGUAAUAAAAAAACAAGCAAUACAUGUAUAUAUAUUUUGCUACGAUAUCUGUCCUAUCAUUUUGGUAUAUAUAGUCUGCUACGAUAUCUGUCCUAUCAUCUUGGUAUACAUGGUCUGCUACGAUAUCUGUCCUAUCAUCUUGGUAUAUAUAGUCUGCUACGAUAUCUGUCAUAUCAUCUUGGUAUACAUGGUCUGCUACGAUAUCUGUCCUACCAUCUUGUUAUAUACACUCUGCUACGAUAUCUGUCCUACCAUCUUGUUAUAUACACUUUGCUACGAUGUCUGUCAUACAGUCUGCUACGAUGUCUGUCUUAUUAUCUUGGUAUAUAUAGUCUGCUACGAUGUCUGUCUUAUUAUCUUGGUAUAUACAGUCUGCUACGAUGUCUGUCUUAUUAUCUUGGUAUAUAUAGUCUGCUACGAUGUCUGUCCUAUCAUCUUGGUAUAUAUAGUCUGCUACGAUAUCUGUCCUAUCACCUUGGUAUAUAUAGUCUGCUACGAUGUCUGUCCUAUCAUCUUGGUAUAUGUUUUCUGCUACGAUGUCUGUCCUUCCAUCUUGUUAUAUAUAGUCUGCUUCGAUAUCUGUCCUAUCGUCUUGGUAUACAUGGUCUUCUACGAUGUCUGUUCUACCAUCUUGGUAUAUAUAGUCUGCCACGAUGUCUGUCCUACCAUCUUGGUAUAUAUAGUCUGCUACGAUGUCUGUCCUAUCAUCUUGUUAUAUUUUAAUUUGCUGAAUCAUAACUCCUUGUUCUAUUGCAGUAAUAUUUCUCAAAGCCACCAUGGAUGAGUAUUAUAUGUAUACUCUAAUCUUAUAACUACGCCCGGAAUUUUUUGUUUUUAUUUCUUUUGUUUGUUUCAUGUG